ACGCGCGCGCGCGCACACGCGCACACAUACAGAGCUCGAGCGGCUUCUGAGUUCUGCGCGACCGCCAACACACAGUGUACUCUGCGUGUACUCACGGCAUAGUAGUCCAAUGCUAGUCGGCGGCCCAAAAUGACGGCAGUGUCCGCGCCUCCAUCAAGCGUCCACUCGAUAAUUCAAGUCGUCAACGAGGCGAACUUAAGUAAAAUCGAGAGCUUCUUCAACGACUCAGCCUACAGGGAAGCCAUUGAGAACUCGUCCACCUACAACAGCCGACUAUGCAGGGAACGCAGGUUACGGAUGCCUUUUCUAGACUCUCAGACGGGAGUUGCACAAAACCACUCAGCCUUGUUCAUGUCCGCGAGGGAACGUCUUCCAGGUUUACAACAUGGCCAAAUAUACACAUAUCCCAGCAAGAGAUGGCGAAAGAAACGGAGACAGUACUUGAUGCACUACUUCCACCCCAAGAGGGUAAUCAGAGGUGACGUAGAAGAUGGAGUCGAGUGCAUCGAGAACUCUGGAAUACCUGGAGCCAACGAUGACAGCAAAGACUCCAUUCCGUUAAAAGAUGAACAUAGCAAAGAUGCUUGGUUCUACGACGAGCAAGAUAUGUUAGAUAUGGAUCCGUACGAAGAGCCAGAUCCUGAUAGUGAUUUUGACUACGAAGAAAGUUACAGUAGCAAGAGGAAAAGAAGGAAACCUAGAGGAGGUGGUCAUCAUCCUACCAGGAAUCAUCCACCGGCGACCGACAGCCCAACGGGAAAAAGAACAAAGGGUGGUGGUCGCGGAAGAAAAAAAGUCAACUACGAUGCCAGUGACUCUGAUAAGCCGUUCGUUUGUGACCUAUGCAGCGCACGGUAUAAAACCAGACCCGGUCUGGUCUACCAUUACGGUCAUUCCCACUCUACUUCCUCCGGCGAUCCUGCUAAGGAACUAAGUCCCAGUCCCGCCGAUGUUGAAUCUCGGAGCGUAGCUGACGCAGUUGCUUCGGACCAGCCAGGUGGUACGCGCCGGGGUCGUCAGAGCACUGCUACCGCUACCUCCUCUGCGAGCAGCACCUCGGGGCCCUCGGCAGCGGCUGCCGCCUCCUCUGCCUCUGUCUCCUCUAUCUCAGCCGUCGUCGUCGGCCCGACGCCGCUGCUCGGCUCUGCUGCUGCUGCUGUUGCCGUUGCUGCCGCUCCAGAUCCCUCGAGCUUUCAAGUCAGCAAUGGCUUGGUGCCCGCCGUAGUCGCGAGCCAACAACAACAACAACAACAGCAGCAGCAGCAGCAGCAGCAUCAGCCAACGGCCGAAUCGAGCUGUGCAGCCGCUCCAGCCUCACCUACUGUCUCAGCUAUCGGCCAGAACCAGAACAGCAAGGACGAGCAGCUUCACCGGCCGCCGGCAGCCCAGUCGCCCAUGAACAACACCGGCUCCUCACCCAAGCCCACCGGCAUGGAUCAUCAGCAGAACUCGCCGAUGUCCCAGCCAUCCUCGAUGCUACCCGGACAGCCUGGUCAGCCCGGCGGUCAGCAGCAGCAACAUCAUCAGGGUAAUCAUCAUCACGCCGGCGGUAUGGACGGGAAGAAGGCGAAACCUGCCCAGCCGUCGCCCUACUGCGACUUCUGUCUUGGCGACGCGAGAGAGAACAAGAAGACAGGCGGCUCCGAGGAGCUCGUCUCGUGCAGCGACUGCGGCCGCUCAGGACACCCAACGUGUUUGCAAUUUACCGCGAACAUGAUCGUUUCUGUACGCAAGUACAGGUGGCAGUGUAUCGAGUGCAAAUGUUGCUCCAUUUGCGGAACCUCCGACAACGACGAUCAGCUGCUGUUCUGCGACGACUGCGAUCGAGGCUACCACAUGUACUGUCUGUCGCCGCCGCUGACGUCACCGCCCGAAGGUUCCUGGUCCUGUCGCCUUUGCCUCGCCGAGUUUCAUCGUCGGGAUUGAGACGCAACAGUAUCAACGACAACACGCAACAGCAGCCGUCGAGACACGAUUGCCGCACACGAAUCAGCAUAAUAUAUAUAGAUUUUAUAAAUAUAUAUUUCAUGGAAUUAGGAGAGUAUUCGCGAGAGAGAGAGAGAGAGAGAGAGAGAAAACAGGAGGGACUUCUCGUUUUGUAUAGGGAACGCCUGUGUAAAUGUUUGUAUGUAAUAGCGUACGUAGCAUCGCGACAACGACUAAUGUAUAAUUUUGAAGCGCGAAUAUUUUCUUUCGUUGCCUUGGAUAUAUAUAUAUAUAUUAUAAAUAUAGAGAGAAGAAACAGAAAACAAAUAAUAGCGUAGGGUUUACAGAAGCAGUUGUGUACUUUUAGGGGGACUGCUGCUGCUUGUAGUCCGCGAGUGUUGCUGAUGGGUGCUUCUGUAUCAAUCUCAUCGAUCUAUCCUUCGAAAUUCAGUCGUGGCAGCUAGUUACUUAUAGAGACUAUAGGGUUGAUAAUUGUACAUAUAAUAUAAUCGAUAAUCUUCGAUCUGGAAUAAUCCAAACAGCGCGCGAUAUAUGCAGGGCAACACUUGGUGCACACACACACACACAGAUACACACUUACGCUCACACAUCACCGAGGACGGGUCGUAACAAUGACGCUUAUAAUAUUCACAAAGAACAAUCUGUCGUAUACAUAUAUACAUACCUUCUUCGAUGCAUAUACAUUAUAUAUAUAUAUAUAUAUAUUCUUGUACUCUCGCAUUCAAUCUCAGAAAGCUACAGUUUGUUGAACAUUACGUAAAUACGUACUCAGUGAAAUAGUUGAAAAACCAUUGGUGCAACGUUUGUCAGACGUCUAUAUAUCCAUCUAUCCUCUCAGGCAUCCUAUGAUCUCAGACGACUAAUAAUUGUGCGUAUUUUUUAAUGAGUCUGCCGCGCGCGUUUCUCUCCUUUUGUCUGAUGUCGACGUAGGUAUAUAUUCUGGCCUCAAUUAUUAGCGAACAAUCGAUCGAUCGGCCGAUCGGAUGCACAUGUGUAACUUUGGCGCGUUGCAUAAGAUCGGUAUAUCUCUGAUGUUUAUUCUCGCGACUGUAAGUAAGCUCGGCGUGUGCGUGCACGUAUUUUUUAUUUUUUUUUUAUUUUUAUUUCAAGGUGGAGCCCUUCUCUUGUGAGUCGUUGGAAAUCGUUGUCGCGCCUAACGUUGCUAUAAGGAAAUGUGGAAUGAACUUUUUAGAUUUUUUUGUUUCUUUUAUUGUGUAGACUUACGUUUUAGCGCUAUUCUUUCUGACAAUAUACCUCGAUCAUUGCACUCGAUCUUAUUGAAUAUUCGGGAAAUUUGUAUACGGUUGGAGAAGUGAUAUAUGAAUGAUCUAAACAGCUGUGAUAUUUCUAAACCACGAUGAUUUUUUUGAUUUACUACUAAAACAACCAGGUUUUUUUUAAUGAUUUUUACUAACAAGUCGUUUUUAACCCCUAGACUGUAGGACUGAAAUUUCCAUGUGAUGCGUUGUUAAAUUAGUAACUCGCGUAUACAGUUUGUUCCACAUUGUCAGAACCUCGGUCGCGAAACGACGAAAGAUUCGAAGCUGAUUGGGCUGCACCUUGGUAAAAUAAGAAUUGUAACUAUAUAUAGUAUAUAUAUAUAUAUAUAACAAUAAUUAACUUCUUGCCUAUCGUUGGGCGAGAUUUUGAUCUGCUCAUACCUCUUGUAAAUUCUUGUAAUUCUAAGUGUAUUAUGUUGACAAUAGCAUUAUGCGGUAGUUUUUAACCAAACGACUGAAAGUAGCCUGAACUAUAAAAAGAUUAAUAUCGAUGAAACAGAGCAUUUCCUUUUUUUAUUGUAGAAAAAUACUCUCCUAGUUCGCGUAACUUUGUACAUCAUUGUUGAAAUUUCAAAAUUUCGACACCCGUUUAAGCAAGCAACUUUGGAAUAAAGUUUUAUUUUCUAUGUAGUCCGUUUUUUUUUAUUUUUUUUUUAUUUUUUUCUUGAAGAACGUGUGAAAAAUUAGUGUAAAUGUGCGUUAGGCGUCAAUGGAAUCGUGUAAAAGCGUGAAGAUUUAAUUUUAUAGAAUAACGGAGAGAACUCGUCACCAGAAUCAUCGCAAAGAGUUUGUUCCCUCAUGAAUUCGCGAUUCCUUGUCGAAUCGCGAUAAAAAGCUGGUAAAUUAUUUAUUUUAUGCCUCUUUAUAGUAUUUAUUACAGACGAAAAUCACCGAAUGAAUUUCUAAACUGUAUUUUUGCCUUGAUUCUGUUGGCCAUUUUCGAUUGCAAGUGCAUAAUGUUUAGUGUGUCGUAUAAAAUAAUUGCUCUAAUGUAGUAAAUAAUGAAAAGAAAAAGAGCAACAACGUUUUUUAAUCUGUAAGUACAGUGAAACUUUCUGAUUUCUACACUUAAUGACAUAGAAAACAAAAGUCCCUCUCGGUAGCAGCAUACGUGUAAGUCUAGUAAUAAAAGAUUAUAACGAAACGAAGGAAGAACGAAAGCCAUUUAUGAUAAAGCCAAGUUCUGCAACGAUGAAAAAAAAGCGUGCUAACAAUUCUAACGCCCCUUGGUUGUUUUAGCUCAGUAUUUUUGUAUUUUACAUAUAAUAUAAUACGCGUAUAACGAACGGAACGUCGUGUACUUAAUGAUUAUUUUUUUUAUUUCUCCUUCGUCACACUAUCGUUGGCGACUAUAUAUAUUUGGUACUCGCGUAAAAAAAGUGAAAUGCACGUUUCCUUUAUUUUCAUAUAUACAUACGGUAUCCGAGAGAGCUAUACGGAUCAUUUAUCAGUGCGUAGAGGUGAAUUAUAAAAGAAACGAUGAUAAAGAUUGUGAAUUGAAUUGUAUACACACGAAUGAAUUUGCGUCUCCGUUGAUUCUAACAUGCGUCCUUAAAUAUAAUUUUUAUACAUGCUUAUUUUUAACAAUAAUGUACGCAAAUUUGAAUAAACAUUAGUUUAUACAAACUGUA
Messenger RNA from Nasonia vitripennis (jewel wasp), 4858 nucleotides. RefSeq names its product zinc finger protein ubi-d4 (gene d4). Gene Ontology annotation, cellular component: nBAF complex. Bases 130 to 1926 code for a protein of 598 amino acids. The record is from RefSeq and is a predicted model, not a curated record. Lineage: Eukaryota; Metazoa; Arthropoda; Insecta; Hymenoptera; Pteromalidae. The transcript has 9 exons. Gene Ontology annotation, biological process: nervous system development.